Messenger RNA from Telopea speciosissima, 1443 nucleotides. RefSeq lists its product as uncharacterized. NCBI's taxonomy places the organism in Eukaryota, Viridiplantae, Streptophyta, Magnoliopsida, Proteales, Proteaceae. The transcript has 3 exons. The coding region runs from base 1 to 1443 and encodes 480 amino acids. Gene Ontology annotation, molecular function: nucleic acid binding; RNA-DNA hybrid ribonuclease activity. The record is from RefSeq and is a predicted model, not a curated record.
AUGCGAAAGGCAUAUGAUAGGUUGGAGUGGAACUUCGUGGAAGAUAGGUUGGAGUGGAACUUCGUGGAAGAUAUGCUCUUAAAGUUGGGCUUUGAUCGGCUUUGGGUUGACCGGGUGAUGUCUUGUAUUAAGACAGUCACUUAUAAUCUCCUUAUUAAUGGCUGCAUAACGGGUAAUAUCAUCCCGACAAGGGGGAUUAGACAGAGAGACCCAAUCUCACCUGCUAUUUUCAUUUUAUGUUCUCAAGCUCUUACUGCUGUUAUUAAAAGAGCUAAGGCUGCAGGGAAUCUUCACGGUGUUAGGGUUGAUAUUUGGAAGGACAAUUGGAUCCCUUCGCUGCCCAACUAUAAGGUGCAAUCCCAAAGGCCCGUGGACUGUGGGCUCACUUUUGUUACUGACUUAAUUGAUCCAACUAGCCGCACGUGGAAGACUAGCCUCUUACAGCGCCUGUUUCAACUUGCGGAGGUUAAUGCUAUUUUAAAGAUCUCUCUUAGUUUCUUCGCUGAAGAGGAUAUUCAGGUCUGGGGUGCCUCCAAGGAUGGGCGCUUCUUUAUGAAGUCGGCAUAUUGGCUUCUUGCGAAGAAGGAGGAGGAGGACCAGAGAUCAAGGGCAGCAACAUCUAAAGUUCGCAACUGGGAGAUGAUUCCAGAAAUGGUUUGGAGGAGAAUCUGGAAGAUUGAUACUCUGCCGAAGAUAAAAGCCUUUAUUUGGAGAACUUGCAAUGAAGGACUCCCAACAGGCUCAGGCCUUCAUGCCCGACACAUUCCCAUUGAUCCAGUGUGCCCACGCCGUGGAUUUGAGAAGGAAAUUGGGGAUCAUCUGUUGUUGGAUUGUCCCUGCGCAAGAGCGGUUUGGCAUGGAAGUUCUCUUCAUUAUUCCCCUCCUACGGAUGUAACUCCCACCAUUGUUGGCUGGUUAGGUAGCUGGGAUGUCGUGUUUCGACAUGACAAAAGGUUGGUGCAUGAGGCACUGUCGAAGUCUCAGGUUGCAGAUAGAGACUCCCCCCCUCAUGUCUGGACUGUACCUCCAACAAGUAUUACUAAGAUAAACUGCGAUGCUACUCUCCCGCAAGACAAUGCAAAGGGUGGUCUGGGAUUGGUUUUGCGAGAUCAUGCUGGUAAUCAGAGAAAGUUUGUUUCCAUUCCCAUGUGUUUCAAUUCAGCUCUUCAAGGAGAACUGCUGGCUGUUUGUGCUGCUCUGCGGCUGGCUCUUGAGUUAGGUCUCACGCAGGUUCAGGUUGAGUCAGAUUGUAGAGAGGUUGUGAACUAUAUCUUGGAUCACUCGUAUACAACCCCUAUUGAUUCAGCUGUGGUGCUUGGUGACAUUUGGAAGCUCUCUGCUUCCUUUUCUUCUAUUUCUUUUCACUAUAUUUCUAGGGCUAUUAAUGGUGUUGCCGAUGCCCUAGCCAAGAAAGCCCUGUCAUUGGUGUGUUUGACAGAUUAG